AGCAUAAAAUUAAAGAUGACCUCAGAUGGACCUCCAGAAAUGAUAGCUACGCAAAAAGAAAUGGCUGAAGCAAAACUUCCAUUAGGAUAUAGAGAUUAUUGUGCACAUUUACUGAUAUCAUUAAAUAAAUGCCGUACUGAAACUUGGUAUUUACCAUGGAAAUGUGAAGAUGAAAAACACUCAUGGGAAAAAUGUCAAUAUGAAGAUUAUAUGAAAAGAAUGCGCCUUCUCGAGAAACAAAAAAAGAAAGAGGAACAAUCGAAAUUGGAAAAUAAAGUUUAAAUUUUAAAUUUUCUCUUUUACUGAU
Molecule: messenger RNA, 307 nt
Organism: Rhizophagus irregularis DAOM 181602=DAOM 197198
Lineage: Eukaryota; Fungi; Glomeromycota; Glomeromycetes; Glomerales; Glomeraceae
Cellular component (GO): mitochondrion
Source: RefSeq, a predicted model, not a curated record